This is a messenger RNA of Oppia nitens, 1334 nucleotides long. RefSeq names its product NDP-glycosyltransferase YjiC-like. NCBI's taxonomy places the organism in Eukaryota, Metazoa, Arthropoda, Arachnida, Sarcoptiformes, Oppiidae. Gene Ontology annotation, molecular function: UDP-glycosyltransferase activity. The coding region runs from base 45 to 1334 and encodes 429 amino acids. The transcript is spliced from 3 exons. The record is from RefSeq and is a predicted model, not a curated record.
AAUAGUUUUUUUUAAAUAUUUUGUGUAUAUUUUUAAAAAAAAUAAUGACAAAAUUAAAAGUACUAUUCAUACCAAUUGACGGUACGGGACAUGUAAACGCGGCAAUAGCUAUGUCACAGGUGCUGAUCAAAGCUGGACACGAGUGUACGUUUGGCAUAUGUGACCAAUGGAGGGGUAAACUGGAGCCGUACGGUAUCCGAGAAAUAUUGUGGUCAAUGAAAGAUCGACAAAAUGCUGACGAAUCAGCCGCCAAAUACUGGGGACUGUAUCUCAAAGAGAAAGGUAUUUUAGGUCCGGUUAGUCCACUGGAAAAGGCAGUUAUUAUGUUAAAAGAGCAAAAAGAUAUAAACAAAAUGCAACAGGAAAUCGAUGACAAAGUUAAACAAACCAUAAGUCAGGUCCGACCAGAUAUCAUAAUAUUAGAUCAAAUGACAUCAUUAAUAUCGGUUAUGAAAUCGGGAAUCCCGUGGGUAUUGGUAUGCAGUUGUAAUCCAUUAACAUAUAUACGGGACGAUAGAACACCACCGGCUUUUUCCGGUUUACCGACAACCGGCCCAAUCAGUGAAUGGCAAACAUUUAAUACAGCCUAUAAAGAGGGCAUUCAAGAAACAUGGCAAAUGUUGAAUGACAUAGAAGUGUCCAAUGGUUUCCCGCCAUUAAAAGAAAGAUCAUUAUUUAAUGAAUCAAAAUAUCUGAAUAUAUACGGCUAUCCAUUGGAAUUGGAUUAUCUGGAAAUAAGACCAUUGCCUGAAAAUUGGUAUCGUUUUGAUAACUUUAUGAGAAGUGAACUCCAUUUGCCGUUUGAAGUACCGCAACAAUUGCUGGACAAACCGGGAAAACUGAUAUAUUUUUCAUUGGGCUCAAUGGGCGGUACUGAUGUCGAUAACAUGAAACGCUUAGUCGGUAUACUUGCAAAAUCUAAGCACAGAUUUGUUGUAUCAAAAGGACCGUUAGGUAAUGAGUAUGAUUUACCGGACAAUAUGUGGGGUGAGAUUAGUGUACCACAAAUCAAUGUCUUGCCAUUAGUUGAUUUGGUUAUAACUCACGGCGGAAACAAUACUAUUACCGAAACGUUUUCAUUUGGAAAGCCUAUGAUAGUUAUGCCACUGUUUGGCGAUCAGUUCGAUAACGCACAGAGAGUUCAAGAGAAAGGAUUUGGUAUACGACUCGAUGCCUACAAGUGCUCUGAAGAAGAACUAUUGACAGCUAUUGAAAAUCUUAGUGAAAACACUAUUUUAGCUGAAAAGUUGCAAAAAAUAUCACAAAAAAUUUGUGAUGAAAACAGUUUAACAAAAUUACCGCAAAUUUUAGAAAGUUUGACACAUUUAUUUUAG